AUGAAAGCGAAAAGGAUUCGUUACUUGUCAGGCGAAAGUGCUAGCGUUAAUGAAGACACUUGUGCUGAAUGGCUAGCUCAUCUAUCGGAUUUAUUGGAAACGUACACUUCCGAUGAGAUCUACAACGCAGACGAAACCGGGCUGUUUUACAGAUGUUUACCCAACAAAACAUUAGAUUUCAAAAACACAGAUUGUCAUGGUGGUAAGGAAAGUAAAGAACGUUUAACUGUUUUGCUUGCUGUUAAUAUGAGCGGUUCAGUGAAACGUGUACCAUGCGUUAUAGGCAAAUCGCUGAAGCCCCGUUGUUUCAAAAAUGUUAAAACCUUUCCUACAGAGUAUAUUGCCAAUUCUAGAGCAUGGAUGACUGGAAUUAUUUUUAGAGAAUGGUUGCAAAAGUGGUAUAACGAGUUGACAAAAAAAAAGAGGGCUCUUCUCUUCAUAGACAAUUGUCCAGCUCAUAAUCCCUUGCCUGUUCUUAUAUCGUUAAAAGUAGAGUUUCUACCACCGAACACGACAUCGAAACUACAGCCCUUGGAUUUGGGGAUCAUUAAAAAUUUCAAGGUUAAAUACCGUACUGAAGUAGUAAACCAUGUGCUUCGACAAAUACAGGAAAAUCGUGCUGUAGUCCCAAUAAAUGUAUUAGAAGCUCUACAUUUCAUCAAGAAGGCAUGGGAUGAAGUGAGCCCUCGAACAAUUCAGAAUUGUCUUUCUGCAUGUGGAUUCGACGUGAUUACCACCGAUGAAUCAGACACAGCGCUGGAAAAUCCAGAAGAAGUGGAAAUUGAUGUGGAUUGUGAUCUACCGGUAUGCUUUCCACCUACAUAUGAAAAUAUCGUACGUGAAGUACAAAGGGAAGAAGAAGACGAUGCAGGUUUCGACAAUUUGGAGGACCCUGAAAUUGAGCCACCUACACCACCAACUGUUCAAGAAGCUAGACAAGCUAUCGACACGAUCAGAUGUUUUCUGGAAAGUUCUGAAGAUAUCGAAUACGUCAUUUUCAGGAAACUAAAUGAAAUAUUUUCGGUCGUUUCCGAAUUGGAAAAAAAACGUUUUAAGCAAAUGAAAAUUUGCGAUUCUUUUAAACCCGUAUGA
Messenger RNA from Coccinella septempunctata (seven-spotted ladybird), 1092 nucleotides. Its product is annotated as tigger transposable element-derived protein 6-like. Gene Ontology annotation, cellular component: nucleus. Gene Ontology annotation, molecular function: DNA binding. Bases 1 to 1092 code for a protein of 363 amino acids. The transcript has 2 exons. The record is from RefSeq and is a predicted model, not a curated record. NCBI's taxonomy places the organism in Eukaryota, Metazoa, Arthropoda, Insecta, Coleoptera, Coccinellidae.